Molecule: messenger RNA, 555 nt
Organism: Perkinsus marinus ATCC 50983
Lineage: Eukaryota; Perkinsozoa; Perkinsida; Perkinsidae
Product: Shwachman-Bodian-Diamond syndrome protein, putative
Exons: 5
Coding region: 1-555 (184 amino acids)
Biological process (GO): ribosome biogenesis
Source: RefSeq, a predicted model, not a curated record
AUGAUUAAUCAGCCAGUGGGUCAGAAGAGACUCACGAAUAUCGCCAUCGUGUCGAUGAAGAAGAAAUGCAAGAAGAGGGAGUAUAAGUUCGAGAUAGCAUGCUAUCCUAAUAAGGUGGUGAACUCGCGACAGGGCAUAGAAACUGAUCUAGAUGAGGUAUUACAGUCUGAAGCUGUAUAUACUAAUGUUUCUCGAGGGGAUCGGGCACUGGCUAAAGACUUGAAGGCGUGUUUUGGUACUACGGAUCAGAAGGAAAUCUGUAAAGAGAUCCUCAUGCAUGGCACGCUACAGAUCACUGGCACCGAGAGAGAAUUCUUCCACGAGUCUCGCACUAACGAGGUAAUUACACAGCUAGCCGAGAUGUGUAUCGACUCGAGGACGGGAUUCCCCUUGACCAAGGAUCAGAUAUCCUCAGCCCUUCAAGACAUCAACUACCAGGUACGAGUGGGGGCUCAGACGAUGACAGCGUUGAACAAGAGUAAGAAGGAGGUUAAUGAGGCUAAGCUGCAAGCUAGGGAGGCAAUGAAGGCCUUAGAGGAGAAGAUGCCAGAGUAG